Erythranthe guttata (spotted monkey flower) is the source of this 1065-nucleotide messenger RNA. NCBI's taxonomy places the organism in Eukaryota, Viridiplantae, Streptophyta, Magnoliopsida, Lamiales, Phrymaceae. The record is from RefSeq and is a predicted model, not a curated record.
AUGUACUUCAGCCUUCCUGCAAUGAGAAUGGGAUUUCUAUCAGGGUGUAGGCCAUUAAUUGGGCUUGAUGGAUGUUUUCUUAAAACAGUUCAUGGUGGGCAGCUGUUGUGUGCUGUUGGGAGGGAUGGGAAUGACAACUUGUUUCCAAUUGCCUUGGCUGUGGUUCCAGUGGAGAACAGAGAAGCUUGGAACUGGUUCUUGGGAGAGCUGCUUGAUGAAAUUGGAGGUGUUCAAGAAAGGAAGUGGACAUUCAUUUCUGACAGGCAAAAAGGUCUUCUUGAAGCAAUAAAGGACCUUGCCUCUGGAUGUGCUCACAGAUUUUGUGUGAGACACAUUUAUCAGAAUUUCAAGCAAAAGUGGCCAUCCUUGGAAUUAAAAACAAUGCUGUGGAGAGCUGCUUCAACAGGGAACAAGAAUGAGUUUGAAUCAAAGAUGGUUGAGCUAAGGAGAUUGGACAAAGAUGCAGCAGAGUACUUGAGAAAGAUACCAGCUGAACAUUGGGCCAGAUCUUAUUUUUCUACAAAAUGCAGGUCUGAUGUACUGGUCAACAAUUUGUGUGAGUCCUUCAACAACUACAUACUUGAAGCGAGGGAGAAGCCCAUCAUUAGUAUGUUUGAAUGGAUAAGAACCAGAUUGACAACUAGAAUUCAGACAAAAAAGGCUGGUAUGGAGAAGUAUGCAGGAACUAUCUGCCCUAAUAUCUUGAGGAAGAUCAAUAAGUCCCAGCAACUUGCAAGAAACUGUUAUCCAAGGUGGUGUGGAAAUGAGGAGUUUGAGGUGGAUGCAAAUGGUGUGAGAUAUGUGGUGGACUUAGCUAAAAGAGAGUGUACAUUUGGCAUAUUUCAAUUAAAUGGAUAUCCAUGUCCUCAUGCCUGGUCUUGCAUUGCAGAAAGAAGAUACAAAGUUGAGGAUUUUGUAGACACAUGUUAUAGGCAGGAAAAUUACUUGAAAGUGUAUGCCUAUAUGAUACAUGCAGUCCCUGGACCCAGAGAUUACUUGAAGACCACUUAUGAGCCACUUCAGGCUCCAAAAUACCAGAAAAAAAAGGGAGACCAACCAGAUUAA